Messenger RNA from Frieseomelitta varia, 2580 nucleotides. RefSeq names its product poly(ADP-ribose) glycohydrolase-like. Gene Ontology annotation, cellular component: nucleus; cytoplasm. Gene Ontology annotation, biological process: nucleotide-sugar metabolic process; carbohydrate metabolic process; ATP generation from poly-ADP-D-ribose. Gene Ontology annotation, molecular function: calcium ion binding; poly(ADP-ribose) glycohydrolase activity. The record is from RefSeq and is a predicted model, not a curated record. The coding region runs from base 237 to 2450 and encodes 737 amino acids. NCBI's taxonomy places the organism in Eukaryota, Metazoa, Arthropoda, Insecta, Hymenoptera, Apidae. The transcript has 10 exons.
AUAAUUUAUAUUUUGUGUUUCAUAAAAGUAAUUAUUUUGAUCAUUUAGUUUCGAAGUAUUCAAGACAAAUGCUUUUCCCCUAUUAAAAAUGGAUUUUCCCCAAACGGAACAAUUCGUUCGACCGAUUCAUAUUCAUAACAUUUCGUGUUUCGUGCAAUUUAAGCACUUACGAAAUGUUACGUAGUGUUUUAUAGAGGUGUAAAGAACAAUUAGAUGUAAAGUGCAAAUCAAGCUCAAUGUCUAUUGAUGUUAAUGAACCAGAACCUUUAGAUGAUGUACCUGAAUGGAAAGGUGUGAGCAUGGAUGAAAUACGUAAAGGUUUAGGUGUAUAUGAUUGUCAGGAGUUACCACCUAUUUGUGCAUCUUCGUCUCAUAUAGUAUUAAUAUCAUUACCAUUACCGGCUCGUGGAACACCAAAACCUUAUCCUACUUAUCAAGUAGAAAAAUGGUGUCAAGAUUAUGUGAGGAUGCCACAUUCAAAACAUAAUUUGUAUCUAGUGAAUGAGAAUGGAUCCAGACAUAAUCGAAACAGAUGGGAAAUAAUACAAGAAUCAUUACUUCAAAAUUUUGUUUCAACUCAUCAGUUAGAAAGUGCAAUACUUUCUUAUAAUCAUAUAUAUGCACAACGUUGGGAUUUUACUGCAUUGCAUCAUUUUUUUUCUGAGGUACUUGAUGAAGAAGAAACAAAUACUUUCUUUGAAACUUUGAUGCCAAAAAUGGUUCAACUUGCUUUACAACUUCCUGUUUUGGUAACUGGUUCAGUGCCUCUUUUGAAACGCCACACCAAUGGCACAAUCAGUCUUAGCCAGUUACAAAUAGCUUCUUUAUUAGCUAAUGCAUUUUUCUGUACAUUUCCAAGACGUAACUCAACCGAUCCACAAUCUGAAUAUGGAAGAUAUCCAUACAUCAAUUUUAAUAGGUUGUUUUCAGCGUAUAAAGAGGGAAAAUGGAAGUGUGAAUCUGUAAUGGAGAAAAUGAAAUGUAUAUUUCAUUAUUUUCGGAGAGUAACGUGUAAAGGUGGAGCAGCCCCAGAAGGUGUAGUAACAAUACAACGGCGUUAUAUUCCUAAGUCUGAUUGUCCAAAAUGGGAUGAACAAGUACAAACUCUAUUACCUUUACAUAUUACAAGUAGAGGAACUAUAGAAGCAGAAGGAACUGGAUUUUUGCAAGUGGAUUUUGCUAACAAAUAUGUAGGUGGUGGUGUCCUUGGUCUAGGAUGUGUGCAAGAAGAGAUAAGAUUUGUAAUUUGUCCUGAAUUAAUGGUAACAAUGCUUGUUACAGAAGAAUUAGAUGAUACUGAAGCAUUAAUUGUUAGUGGUGUUGAAAGAUACAGUAAAUACAAAGGUUAUAGUAACAGUUUUAAAUGGAUAGGAGACUAUGUUGAUGAAACACCUAAAGAUAGUAGUGGAAGACGGUUAACAUCAAUUGUUGCUAUUGAUGCCCUUUAUUUUAAGAAUUCGCAAAUGCAAUUUAACAUAAAUAAUAUAAUAAGAGAACUUAAUAAGGCAUAUGUUGGAUUUGUUGGUUGUGAAGCUAGUAAAAAUAACUUACCAGCUAUUGCAACUGGGAACUGGGGAUGCGGUGCAUUUCGUGGAAAUCCAAAACUAAAAGUUUUGUUACAGUUAAUAGCUGCAACUGUAGCAGGUCGAUCAAUGGUUUAUUUUACUUUUGGAGACACAAAUUUGCGAGAUGAUAUUGCUGAAAUGCACAAGCAUUUUGUAAAACAUGAAACAAAUAUAGCUCAUAUUUUUUCAUUACUGCUGCAAUAUCAAGAAUUUGCUUCAACAGAAAAUUCAGAUUUUUAUCGUUUUUUAUAUAAUCGAAGUAAAAUGAAACCAAUAACUCAACAUUUAAGUAAAAAUAUUCACACAAAACUUUCUGUGGUAAAAGAAGUUGUAUUUAAAAAAAGUAAAAGUGUUAAUAAUGGAGAGGAAAGAUCAUUUCAUUCUGAUAUCAAAAAACAUACACGAAUAGAAGAAGAAAAAAUACAAAAAUUUUUUGAUGAAGAUGAUAUAAGUAAAAAGAAAACAGAGAUUUCAAAUGAAGAAUAUGUAGAUGUUAUAAAAGCUAUAGAGAAAGAACAAAUUCAAAGUAAAGAUGGUAUGAAGAAAAAAGAAGGACAAGUUCACGAUAGAGAUAGUACAGAGAAAAAAAGAAAAUCAUUAUUAUGGAAAGAUACGACGCAGGUUAAAGCUAUUCAAGAACAUCGAUUAUCUGGUUUAGAAUUAUUAGAUCCAAAGCAAGAGCUUAUUUCACAAUAUGUAGAUAAUGGUUGUAAUGAAUCAAUUACAAAUGAAAGUCGUCAAUCAAUAAUACCUGUAGAUAGUAUACAGGAAUCAGUUCGAAGUGGAAUUCUAAGUGAAAACUCUGUAUCUUCGCAUAAACAUAAAUCACCAACUAAAAAAAUUGGACAAAGAAAAAUUUCAGAAUUUUUUCCAUCAACAAGUUAAAGAUUUCAAAAUAUUUAAAAUUGAAACAUUCUUCUAACCAAUUACAUUUUGACACAAGACUUUCUAAAUACACGUACUUUGUAUAUAAUGUAAUAAUGAGAAUAAAUAAAAAAGUAAUUAAUUUUUCAAA